GGGCUGUAGGACGAGUGGCUUUAUUUCGAGGUCUGUGAUGGCCUCAGGUUACGCGGCUCAGACUCAUGACUAAACUGUGAUGUUAUUCAUUCUAGAGAGAGGCUGAAAUGUUUUAGUCGCUCUCUGGGCCCCGAAAGAUGCUUCACUUCUGAAUACGAAAAACUGUGUUUAGACCUGAAUUGAUGGAUUCAGCAUUUCGCCAGAAGUUUCUGGGUUUUGUAUUUUGAGGAUGGGUGCCGCCUUCAAGAAGUUCUGUAUAAGAUUCUGCUGUUGCUGCUGCUGUGAGGAUGAUAAUGAGGAGGACGAAAAGAGACAUUUACUUAGUCACGACACGUUGGAAUAUUUCGAUCGCGAGGCGAAAAAAAGGCGGGACCAAGAGACCAACCUGUGGAACGAACCCGGAGACCCCUCCCACUCCGAGAGAGACGACGACCGCACGCUCUACAACCUGCUGCAGAGCAGAGCCCAAACCCAGCGAGGCUCUCAGGGCUACCGGCGUCUGAGCAUCGACAUCGAGGCCAUGAGAGACAUCAGGAGAGAGGUGCGAGAUAAAUGGAAGAUGAUCCUGGAGAAUCUGGGGUUCAUGGCUGAAGCCGAGUCUCUGCUGACUGUGUCUGCCACCGCAUCAUAUGACCGCAUGAGAAACGCAGCGGUCGCCCGCAGCCUGCUACAGACCCUCCACACAGAGACGUCCAUAUUCAGCAGCAAAGAGCCUCCACCCGAGAGAUACCUCUUCAUCCUGGACCGGCUGAUUUAUCUGGACGCUGCUGAGGAUUUUGUGGCUAAGGCUCGUCACUUCUACCCUCCUAAAGAUGAUGAUGAUGAUGAUGAUGAAGAGGAAAACACCAGUCUAAUAAAUCUUCCUCCGCUGCUGUCCCGCAUGAAUCAGAACAUCUCUGGAGGAGAGGAUGAGGAUGAUGAGGGCGAGGCCACCAGUCCAGAGGAGUGACUCUGAGAUUGGAUUGUGUUGAUGUUUUCAGAAUCAGUUUGAGGGGUUUUGGAGGUCCAUGGAUUUGGACUGAUGUCAAGGUGGAUAGGGAUGGUGAAGAUUAAAUGGCACAGAUUUAAAACAUUUCUUAGUCAAAUGCGUUUUUGAAGAAGAGGCUAUUUUCAGAUGAAUUGAAAUAGCUGCAGAUCUCACAUUUUACAUUAUCACAUUUUAUGAAUUAGAAGAUCAGUAGGAGAUUCAGGAUUACGGAGACAUGUUGAUAUUGUAACUGCAAGAUGGUGAAGUGAAUUUGAAUAGAAAUGAAACUUUCUUUUGAAAUUUGUGUCAGUGAAUGCAGAUGCAUCAAACUGCUGAAACUAGCAAUUUAAUAAAAUCCUUUAUC
Messenger RNA from Sinocyclocheilus anshuiensis, 1331 nucleotides. RefSeq names its product melanoregulin. The transcript is spliced from 7 exons. Gene Ontology annotation, cellular component: melanosome. NCBI's taxonomy places the organism in Eukaryota, Metazoa, Chordata, Actinopteri, Cypriniformes, Cyprinidae. The record is from RefSeq and is a predicted model, not a curated record. Gene Ontology annotation, biological process: melanosome transport. Bases 230 to 949 code for a protein of 239 amino acids.